GAUUGCAAGAAUAACGAACUGUGACUGACAAGUAAAGAGAGCGCUUGUGCUCACCAAGGGCACUAUUCCUUUCACUUGUGUAUAUAUACCCGUGUAUUGUUCGACAGACACAACCGAAGUGUCACCUCAGUGCGAAGAUGAAGUGUGUAAUCCUUGCCGUCGUGCUUGCCGUGGCUGUGGCUGCCCCAGCCCCCGAGACGCCCUCCUACGGCUACACUCCUCCCCCUGAGCCAGUCAAGAUCCUUAAGGACGAUCGCACUCAAGGCUACGACGGCAGGUACACCGUAGCAGUGGAGGCCGAAAACGGCAUCGUGCUGUCUGAGUCUGGAAGCCCCGAUGGACCCGAGGGAGCCAUCGUGGCAUCCGGCCAGUUCUCCUACACCGCCCCUGACGGCACCCCUGUUGUCGUCAAGUUCGUCGCCGAUGAGAACGGCUUCCAGCCCGAGUCUGACCUUCUGCCUGUGGCCCCAGAGUUCCCCCACCCCAUCCCCCAGUUCGUGCUGGACCAGAUCGCCAAGGCUGCCCAGGAGGACGCCGCCCAGACUCAGUACGGAACCACAACUCCAGCUUACGGCCGCUAAAAGAUCCCGCCAUGAAUCACAUUCCGCACCGCACGACAGCCCCGUAAUUUAAUUUAUUCAGCAUAGUAAAUUAUUUGAUAAUAAAUCCUUCAUCUGCAA
This is a messenger RNA of Portunus trituberculatus (swimming crab), 680 nucleotides long. Its product is annotated as cuticle protein AMP1A-like. The record is from RefSeq and is a predicted model, not a curated record. Gene Ontology annotation, cellular component: chitin-based extracellular matrix. Gene Ontology annotation, molecular function: structural constituent of chitin-based larval cuticle. The transcript has 3 exons. Lineage: Eukaryota; Metazoa; Arthropoda; Malacostraca; Decapoda; Portunidae. The coding region runs from base 138 to 581 and encodes 147 amino acids.